AUGGUGAUGGAGAUCUGUGACACGGACCUCAAGAAGCUGUGUCGCACCGAUGUCCAUUUAGGCCCGAAGCUUGAUCUGAUCUUCCAAUGUCGCGUCCUCCACUCCCUCCCUCCCUCCCUCCCUCCCUCUUCGAUGCACAUCAACACCCUGCUGUACAGCCUGCUGGUUGGGCUGAAGUACCUUCACUCCGCGGGGAUCUACCACCGCGACCUGAAGCCGGCAAACUGCCUUGUGAACAAGGACUGCACGGUGAAGAUCUGCGACUUCGGCCUCUCUCGGGCCAUCGGUGGGGAGCAGCCGCACCUGACGGCGCUGCCCAACACGCCGCGGGCCGAGGGGCAGGGCGACGAGCCCGCGGCGGCGCCGGAGGGCACGCAGCAGUCUCAGCGGCUGAAGCGGUACCUCACGGGGCACGUGGUCACCAGGUGGUACCGCGCCCCCGAGCUGAUCCUGCUGCAGGAUAACUACACCGAGGCCAUUGACGUGUGGUCGGUCGGGUGCAUUUAUGCAGAGUUGCUGGGCAUGCUCGAGGGGACGAGACCAACAGAUCGCGGCCCCCUCUUCCCUGGUUCGUCCUGUUUCCCUUUGUCGCCUGACCACAAGCACAAGGAGGAUUACGAGUACCACACGCGUGGUAAGCACGACCAGCUGAACAUGAUUUUCAGCUUGCUGGGCACCCCCUCGCCAGCAGACAUAGAGCAGCUGGAGCGCGAGGACGCGAAGCGGUACAUCAAGUGCUUCUCGACGCGCAGCGGGGACGGCCUCGCGUCCAAGUUUCCGCACGUGGACGCGGACCGGACAGCUUGUUGGGAGCGAGUGGUUCCGAGCCGCGGGAGGCAAUAA
Molecule: messenger RNA, 843 nt
Organism: Prorocentrum cordatum
Lineage: Eukaryota; Dinophyceae; Prorocentrales; Prorocentraceae
Source: the annotation of a GenBank genome assembly